GCUCAGCGCCACAGAAUGAAGGCUCUGUUUGUUCUCCUCCUCGCUCAGCUCUGCUCGGCAUCGCUGGUCCCAGAGAGGGAGAAGGACCCCGAGUACUGGCGGCGGCAGGCACAGGAGACCCUACGGAACGCGCUGCAGCUCCAGCGCCUCAACCAGAAUGUGGCCAAGAACCUCAUCCUCUUCCUGGGGGAUGGAAUGGGCGUCUCCACGGUCACUGCCGCCCGCAUCCUCAAAGGGCAGCUGCAGCACGGGCAGGGUGAGGAGAGCCUGCUGGAGAUGGACAAGUUCCCCUUCGUGGCCCUGGCCAAGACCUACAAUACCAAUGCCCAGGUGCCUGACAGUGCGGGCACGGCCACUGCCUACCUCUGCGGUGUCAAAGCCAAUGAAGGGACACUGGGGGUAAGCGCUGGUGUCACCCGGGACCGCUGCAACACCACCAAAGGCCAGGAGGUGACCUCCAUCCUUCGCUGGGCCAAGGAGGCAGGCAAGGCUGUGGGCAUCGUCACCACCACGCGCGUAACCCAUGCCACACCCAGCGCUGCCUACGCCCACUCUGCCAACCGUGACUGGUACUCAGAUGGAGAGAUGCCCCCAGAUGCCCUGGAGGGUGGCUGCAAGGACAUUGCCCGGCAGCUGGUGGAGAACAUCCCUGAGAUUGAGGUGAUCCUGGGUGGAGGGCGGAAAUAUAUGUACCCCAAAAAUGUCAGUGAUGUGGAAUAUCCCCACGAGGAGAAGCAUCGGGGCACCCGCCUGGAUGGCAGGAACCUUGUCCAGGCAUGGCGGGAGGCCAAGCCCCAUGGCAAGGUUGCUGAGUACGUGUGGCACCGGCGAGGGCUGCUGGCACUCAACCUCAGCCGUGUCGACUUCCUGCUGGGCCUCUUCGAGCCAGGGGACAUGGUGUACGAGCUGGACAGGAACAACGAGACAGAUCCAUCCCUCAGCGAGAUGGUGUCUGUGGCCAUCAGGAUGCUCCAGAAAAAUCCCCGAGGGUUCUUCCUCCUGGUUGAAGGCGGCCGCAUUGACCAUGGGCACCACGAGGGGAAGGCAAAGCAGGCACUGCACGAGGCAGUGGAGCUGGACAGGGCCAUCGGGCUGGCCUCGCACCUCACAUCCACCCAGGACACGCUCAGCGUUGUCACUGCCGACCAUUCGCAUGUCUUCACCUUCGGCGGCUACACCCCCCGCGGGAACCCCAUCUUUGGUCUGGCCCCGAUGCAGAGCGACGUGGACCGCAAACCCUUCACUUCCAUCCUGUACGGCAACGGCCCCGGCUAUAAAAUUGUGGCUGGAGAGCGAGAAAAUGUCUCUGCCGUGGAUUUUGCACACGCCAACUACCAGGCACAGUCAGCCGUGCCACUGCGGCAGGAGACCCACGGUGGUGAGGACGUGGCCGUGUUCGCCCGUGGGCCCAUGGCCCACCUGCUGCAUGGGGUCCACGAGCAGAACUACAUCCCCCAUGCCAUGGCUUACGCUGCCUGCAUCGGCUCCAACCGAGGCCACUGCAGCGCCGGCGCCCGCCCCGCCACCCCCCUGCUCCUGCCCUUUCUCGGCCUCCUCCUCCUCCUCUGCUAA
Molecule: messenger RNA, 1572 nt
Organism: Cinclus cinclus
Lineage: Eukaryota; Metazoa; Chordata; Aves; Passeriformes; Cinclidae
Gene: ALPL
Product: alkaline phosphatase, biomineralization associated
Exons: 11
Coding region: 16-1572 (518 amino acids)
Biological process (GO): dephosphorylation
Cellular component (GO): plasma membrane
Molecular function (GO): alkaline phosphatase activity
Source: RefSeq, a predicted model, not a curated record